Anarrhichthys ocellatus (wolf-eel) is the source of this 3875-nucleotide messenger RNA. RefSeq names its product protein phosphatase, Mg2+/Mn2+ dependent, 1La (gene ppm1la). The coding region runs from base 654 to 1745 and encodes 363 amino acids. Gene Ontology annotation, molecular function: cation binding; protein serine/threonine phosphatase activity. Lineage: Eukaryota; Metazoa; Chordata; Actinopteri; Perciformes; Anarhichadidae. Gene Ontology annotation, biological process: protein dephosphorylation. The record is from RefSeq and is a predicted model, not a curated record. The transcript has 4 exons.
CCGAUUUAAAUAACAUCCUUUGUGCAAACCAGUUGGCUUCAGCUUCCGCUUAUGUUUUUGCUUUAUUAAGACAUCCACAGCUGACUACCGGUCUUAUUCUCGAUUGGUUUGACACAAGCUCGAGAAUGGAGACGUGUGUGUGGAGUAUGUGCUGUUGAAUGCGGAGACAGAACAGGCUAUCCGAGGGAAGAGACGGGGUCAGCGGCGGAAAAGGAGGACACCUCCAGUCACAUCGUCGAGUCUCGGCCCCGCCGGUGACAUGUCUCUUGUUGGGGUGGGUCCAACCCGAAAUAUCAGUCAUCCUACAAUGGGCUGCGGGAGAUCGGCUCAACUCGGAGAAUCCUCUCGCAGCUGUUCAGAGAGCCGAAGAUAGGACCGAGACAUCGGACCGAGUCAGUGACGGUGGACUGCCCGCGUUUUGUCGUGCGCUUCUCGGCCCGGUGUCUGGCAGUCUGCCGUGCACAGUGCGCGUAUGCGGUCGGAGUAGAGACAACAGGCCUCCGUAGAAAACACUUUAGAUGUUGAAAUUCAGUCUUUGUCAAUCGAUUUUUCUUCACACCCCUGGCGAACGGAUGGAGUGAAUUGUGCAAAAAAAAAAAAAAAAAAAAAAAAAAAAAAGGAGAGAGAGACAGAUCGCAGUUUGGUUGCGUGUGAUGAUAGGAGACACAAUGACGCUCUUGUCUCUUCUGGGUCGGAUCAUGCGUUAUUUUCUCCUCAGGCCGGAGACGUUGUUCCUGCUGUGCAUAAGUCUGGCGCUGUGGAGUUACUUCUUCCACACGGACGAGGUGAAGACCAUCGUCAAGUCCAGCCGGGACGCCGUGAAGAUGGUGAAGGGGAAAGUGGCGGAGAUGAUGCAGAACGACCGGCUGGGAGGCCUCAGCGUCCUGGACGCGGAGUUCUCCAAGACCUGGGACUUCAAGAACAACAACGUAGCCGUGUACUCCAUACAGGGGAGGCGAGACCACAUGGAGGACCGCUUCGAGGUGCUCACCGACAUCGCCAACAAGAGCCACCCGUCCAUAUUCGGGAUAUUUGACGGCCACGGUGGAGAGGCUGCGGCUGACUACGUGAAGGCCCACCUGCCAGACUCCCUGAAGCAGCAGCUGCAGAACUUUGAGAGAGAGAAGAGAGAGAGCGCUCUCUCUUACGGCAGCAUCCUCGAGCAGCGCAUCCUGACUGUGGAUCGGGAGAUGCUGGACAAGCUCUCUGCCAAUCACGAUGAAGCAGGAACCACAUGUCUGGUAGCCCUGCUUUCAGACAGAGAACUCACAGUGGCAAACGUUGGAGACUCUCGCGGCGUGUUGUGUGACAAAGACGGAAACGCUGUCGCACUGUCACACGACCACAAGCCGUACCAGCUGAAGGAGCGCAAGAGGAUCAAGAGGGCAGGAGGUUUCAUCAGUUUUAAUGGAUCCUGGAGAGUCCAGGGCAUCCUGGCUAUGUCCCGCUCCCUAGGGGACUACCCACUUAAAAACCUCAACGUAGUCAUCCCCGACCCCGAUAUCAUGACCUUUGACAUGGACAAGCUGCAGCCAGAGUUCAUGAUCCUGGCCUCAGACGGCCUGUGGGACGCUUUCAGCAACGAGGAGGCCGUCCGGUUCGUCCGCGAGCGUCUGGACGAGCCUCACUUUGGCGCCAAGAGCAUCGUCCUCCAGUCCUUCUACCGCGGCUGCCCCGACAACAUCACCGUCAUGGUGGUGAAGUUCAAAAGUGGAGCUGGGGGGAGCAGCAAGGCGGGGGAGUAGGUCAGGGUCAAGAUCGGGAGCUCACAUUGUGAUCAAUGUUUUCAACGAUUCUCCGCAUCUUCUGGGUGAAGCAGUGAGCGUGAUAUCACUGGAGGAAGUAUGGACACUGGGAACCAAACAUGUGCACACGCAUACAGACACACAUGCAAAAACGUGUACAACAUAAUGAUGUUUUGUUUUAUUUUGUAGGUUUUUGAUUGAAUUAAGGGCAUUUGAACACAAUACUCAUCUCAUAACCAUCUGUUCACUUAACGAUAAACACUUACUGAGAACAGUGGAGAUGCAUGAACACACACAGACAGACAGACAGCAGACAGACAGACAGCAGACAGGGGAUUUCUCUUAACCAGCACACAUUAGACUGUGAUUGAAUAACUACUGUUUGCUGUACAUGCACAUACAUGGUACAGCUCCACUGGAGGCUUCUUCAAAGAAGGCUUCAACUAGUGCCUACUUAAGAAUUACUGCGCAACCACAGGAAGCUACUGCAAAUGUAUUUGCAAUCACACCACCCUGCUUGCUGCAUUGUGACGAUGCUCUCGAUUAAUGUAUGCGUCUGUCACAGUUUUGACCUGGAAAAUGUUGUCAAAUACAAAAAAAGACUCCAGUGGAUCGAUACCUUUAUACUUGAAGUGAUGCUACACCUAAGAUCUAACUCUUGAGUAUCAAACACUCACCGCCUGCAGACUUGAGAGGUAUAGCUCUUAACCAUGGUUUCACCCUCUGGCUGCAGACGGCUUGAAACGGUGUCACAUGUGGAAAAGAAGUUGCAUAAAUAUGAAUUUAAUAAGCAACAGAUCUGAUUGGCCAGCUGCUCUUUUGGCAGGACUUUGGCCAAUCACAGCUCCCACUGCUGCUCUGUGGGUUGGAUUUUGUUCAACCUUUAGGUGCUUGCACAUCUUUAAAUUACCAAGAACUGUCUUUAAGUUCAAACAGACAUGGAAAUUGUAAAUGUUUAAGCAGGAAACUUGAGCAAUUGGAAUAAUAAAUAACAUUUAAAAGCCUUUUUUUUUUUUUUUUUUUUAAGUAAUGUGAUUCCAUUUAGUAAUAACUAAUUCAUCAUUUAAAGAUGAAAGUAAACUGAAUUAGUAAUACAAAUUUUUACUUUUGAGUUUUUAUGGGAUUUUAAUGUAAAUUUGAUUAAACAAUUUAUACUGGUAAUCAUUUUUUUAAAGGCUGAUCAAUUUAUUAAUUGUUUGUAAUUAACAAAGACAAAAUCCAUCCACGUAUGUAAGUAUGGAUGUAACUGUUUAAUGUUAAGGUUGAACCAAUGAAUGAGCUGAGGGUUGGUCAUGCCACUUUUCUCAUUGAAGGCAGAAACUACAAAAUUGUACUUCCACUUUUCAAGUGCAGACGGUUAGUGAUACUCAGAAGAGAGAUUCUGGGUGGAGUAUUACUUCAACAUACAACACAUGCACACAGACACACAAACGUUUUUUUUUUUGUUUUUUUUUGAAGGUUGAAUUCUUACAUAUCAGCCAAUGUAAACGCUGUAUAUCCUCAGUAAUACAAGAGGGUUUUAAUGUACGUAGAACCUGAUUUAGUUGCUGACCUCUUGGUAACUGCAGUUUCAUGGAGUAAACUGUUCCAUCAAAGUUGUUUUACACCAUCUGUAUAUCAGGGCAUGUGCUUCCGCUUAUCCAUGUCAUGAACAACGUACAUACAAUGUUACCGUGGACACUGGUGCCUGCCUUUGACCCCCAGCCCCCUCCUCCAGAAAAGGACUAAAAGGUGACGCAUCGUGAACUGUACAACCCGGAAUGCAGUAGCUAGUAAUAUGAUAUGCUCCACCUGUCAAGAAAGGUGACAGUAAAACUUAAUUUGCUGCUGUUUCAUGUUCAACUCCCUAUUACCACUGUGUUUAAAGACAUUUGCAUCAAUUGAGAGACGCCUUUUUUAUUUAACAGUUUACCGAAUGCCUUAUUUAUUGUUGUUUGGGUGUGUCUGUCAGAUUGCCAAAUCAGCAUACUGUAUAAUAUGUUUUGUCCUCUAAAUUACCCAUCACUUUUUUUUUUUUUUAGAGGCAGUUCACACAUGUUGAGCUGAUGCUCAAUGCAAAAAGAAAAGGCAGUGUAAAAAACCAAAUCUGUAUGCAAACUAUCAGUAUUAAACUAAGUCUUUCAUCUUGAA